This is a messenger RNA of Exaiptasia diaphana, 1457 nucleotides long. Its product is annotated as S-adenosylmethionine decarboxylase proenzyme. Gene Ontology annotation, biological process: spermine biosynthetic process; spermidine biosynthetic process. The transcript has 12 exons. Gene Ontology annotation, cellular component: cytosol. Gene Ontology annotation, molecular function: adenosylmethionine decarboxylase activity. NCBI's taxonomy places the organism in Eukaryota, Metazoa, Cnidaria, Anthozoa, Actiniaria, Aiptasiidae. The record is from RefSeq and is a predicted model, not a curated record. Bases 127 to 1182 code for a protein of 351 amino acids.
GGUUAACAUAGAAGUGUUCGACUACCUUUCAAAAUACAUCUUGUGUUCUUGCUCGUAUUUCCUUGCUUUGUGAGCUUUUACCUGCAUGUAUUGUAACUCUGUAGGGCCUUUGGUCUCUAUGCUAUCAUGUGUGAAGUUGACUUUUUUGAAGGCCCGGAAAAGCUGAUGGAAAUCUGGUGGGGGAGCGAGYAUGGCUCAAGCAAAUCYGGCGACUUGAGAACAGUUCCAAGRGAGAAAUGGGAAACCAUCCUUGGCUUGGUCAAUUGCCAAAUUAUCAGUGAAACCAGAAAUGAUGACAUGAUAGCUUAUCUGCUAAGCGAGAGUAGCAUGUUUAUAUCMAAGACCCGUGUUGUGUUGAAGACAUGUGGUACAACAACAUUGCUACAUGCUGUCAAACCGUUGAUCCAACUAGCAGAAGAAGAGUGCGGUCUCACUGACAUCCAGGAUUUUUUCUACUCYAGAAUGAACUUUCUUGAACCAGAUCUGCAGCAAGCUCCUCACCAAUCAUUUGACCAAGAGGCCAAGUGGCUUGAUCAGUUGUUUCAAAAUGGUGCAGCUUAUGCACUUGGUAGAAUCAAUGGACGUGGGUGCUGGUAUCUUUAUACACUCCACAAUGAUGUCCCAGGAGUACAACAGCCUGACCAAACAUUGGAGAUUCUUAUGCAAGACCUUGACCCCAAAACAAUGAAAAAAUUCUUCAAAGAACAAGAUACAGAUGUGAAAGAAGUAACUAAGGCGUCAGGAAUAAAAGAUUUCCUCCCUGGUGCCCUUAUUGAUGAUGCACUGUUUGAUCCUUGUGGAUACUCAAUGAAUGGUUUGAUUGAUGUUCCUGCAUUUGAGAACAACAAUGUGCUUUCACAAGUGCACAAGUACCCUCUGAAGGCAUUACUGCGGGACAGUUACUUCACUAUUCACAUCACCCCACAAGAAAAAUGCUCCUAUGUUAGCUUUGAAACYAACCUGAAACUGAAGUGUUACAAAGAUUUGAUCAACAAAGUGUUGGAUGCAUUCAAACCUGGAAGAUUCUUGAUGACUUUGUUUGCUAAUGAGGGUGCACCGUGUGGACCAUCAUUCAACACAUUUGACUGCCAUUUCACUGGCUACAAAAGGAACGAUUUGCAGUUAUGUCAAAUGAARAGCUACAACCUCACUUACGGCCAUUUUGGCAAAGAUGAAUUUUGAAUGCUGACAAUAAUAUAUGCAUGGUUCUCAUUAGAUUUUAGCAAGGAUCUUUUAACAAGGGUAAUAUAUUAGGACUUGGAGAAAAAACAUGCAAAAAGUGUAACAUUUAGAUGUAUUUAUAAUAUUUAGUUCAGUAAACAAUAAAAUUCAAUAUACCGGUAAUUGAGUCAUUACACUUAUAUGGUGAAACAGAAUGAAAUGCGAGUCAAAUAACUAAAGGUGUACCGGUAUUCAAUCCCUGCAUCGUGAUGUUCAAUAAAACAUUCACAAAACUA